CCCAUCAGCAGGGGAUCACGAUCCUGGAGAAGGAGCUGGCCCAGCUGAAGCUGCCGGACAUCUCGGGUGACUUUCGCAUCCGGCACGUGGGCAAGGUGCACUAUGGGAUCUCCAGCAUGGACCUUCGCAGUUUCCACUUGCCGCACUCGCGGAUUUCCCUGGUCCCAAACGUGGGCCUGCAGGUCGCCAUCUCCAACGCCUUCGCCGAGGUGGACGGGAACUGGCGGGUGAAGAUACAAAAAAGUGCCUGCCGGGACCGCGGUUCAUUUGACCUGAAGGUAGAGAACAUCUAUAUCAAAAUCAACCUGAAGCUGGGCAGUGACACCUCUGGGAAACCCACCAUUGACACCUCUGACUGCAGCACCCGCAUCUCCAAAGUCCGGGUACACUUCUCUGGCAAGUUUGGAUGGCUUUAUAACCUCUUCCAUGAUGCUGUUGAGUCCAGAUUCCGGAAGAUCUUGGAGAACAAGGUCUGCACGAAUGUGGUCAGCUCUGUGCACAGCGAGCUCCAGCCGUACCUCCAGACCCUGCCAGUCACAGCCCGAAUAGAUGCCAUGGCUGGCAUCGAUUACUCCUUGGUGGCACCCCCAACUGCUACCGCCCAAGCCCUGGACGCGUACCUGAAGGGUGAAUUCUUCUCCCUGGCCCACCGCUCCGCCGUCCCCUUCCCUCCACUGCCGCUGGCCUUCCCCCCGGAUCACGACCGCAUGGUUUACUUCGCAGCCUCCAGCUACUUCUUCAACACAGCCGGCUUUGCCUACCACGCAGCCGGGGCGCUGGUCUUUGAAAUCACAGACUCCAUGAUCCCAAAGGACGUUGAAUUCCACUUGACAACCUCCACCUUCUCAGCCUUCGUUCCCCAGCUAGAGAAGAUGUACCCAGACAUGCCGAUGAAGCUCAGGCUGUCCACCCUCUCCGCCCCGUUCCUGAGCAUUGGACCAGGGGGGCUCUCGCUCAAGCCUGUCGUGGAUGUCCAGGCUUACGCUAUCCUUCCCAACUCCACCCUGGCUCCUCUCUUCCUCCUCACCCUGACAGGCAACGUGUCCGCCGUCAUCGACAUAAAAUCCAGCCACAUAGUUGGAAGCCUGAACGUGGGCAGGAUGAAGCUCUCUCUGAAGCAUUCGGAUGUUGGCACUUUCCAGGUGCGAACGCUGCAGUCCAUAAUGAACAUACUUGCUUCCAGUAUCCUGCUCCCGCGUCUUAAUGCCAGGUUAGAACAGGGCUUCCCUCUGCCGCUGCUGGACAGAAUUCAGCUCUCCAAUGUCCUCGUGCGGUUUCACCAG
Molecule: messenger RNA, 1283 nt
Organism: Pelecanus crispus (Dalmatian pelican)
Lineage: Eukaryota; Metazoa; Chordata; Aves; Pelecaniformes; Pelecanidae
Source: RefSeq, a predicted model, not a curated record